This is a messenger RNA of Cladophialophora yegresii CBS 114405, 2832 nucleotides long. RefSeq lists its product as uncharacterized. NCBI's taxonomy places the organism in Eukaryota, Fungi, Ascomycota, Eurotiomycetes, Chaetothyriales, Herpotrichiellaceae. The coding region runs from base 1 to 2832 and encodes 943 amino acids. The transcript has a single exon. The record is from RefSeq and is a predicted model, not a curated record.
AUGCCGCGGCACCCGGCGGCGAAGAAGCACCAGCAUAACAACCGCCAUGAGAAUGGUCUUGUAGGACCCGGAAAACGUGUCACCAAGCAAAAGUCGAAUGGUCACCUCAAUGGCACCGCAAAGGGCCCUGUCCCAUCCGAGCCUGUUUCUCAGCCCAGUCCUACCGAGAACCCCGUGAGCACAGCAAGCAGCGACCGUGGAUCGGCAGCAGCCUCGGAUACGCAACAAGAUCCCUCAAGACCCGCGCUCAACCUUCAAUCCGUGGUUGGCGACACGGAUUCAGGCGCGGCGAAAGAGAAAGAUAUCAAGUUGGAGGCGAAUGGAUCUUCUAUGCUACAUCAACGACGAGGCGACAUGGGGGUUUCCAAAUCAAAGGCUCAAGACAUCAGUGUCCUCCAUCUGGCGUCGACAAUCUUGCGAUCCCGGCCAGCUACUGACACCGUCUCCCUGCUGAUUGUGCUGCUGGCUCUCCCCUCGGUAAUCUUGACCAUCGUUCAGGCCCUGUUCGCAUCCUUGACCCUGAUGCCAGGAGGCGGUGCUGGUACCCCAACGUCAUUGCUGUCAUUGCUCGAUAUCUUCCAGGGAUCGGCAGGAGUUCCGAACUUCAGCACUAUAGGGAUUGUGGACACAAUUAUCUUUGGACUAUGGAUCUGCUUGUGGGGUUGGGCACAGAAUUUUGCGCUCGACUUGGCCCAGAUACAAAUCGCCAUCACUCUAGGCAAUGGUAGCUCCGGUAAAACCAGCAGGGUCAACACCUUCUGCGUUGCAGGCGUGCUUCUGUUGCAUCUGGCUCGGAGCAGGGACGUGCGCCGCUUCCUCUACUCGAACCUGGUACCGGUCGACCUGCUUUCUCAGACCGGGCUAUGGGAAUACUUGAAAUAUCUUCCGACAGAUCGUGAUUUUGGGGAUAGCCCCGGGCCGCCGUCCUAUAUCCGAAGUCUUUUUGCAAUACAUAUCAUUGCUCAAGGUGGAAUGGCGAGUUUUCGUCGCUACAUUUCUUCAUACUCCACCGGGUCCGCUAAAUCAAAACGAAUAGAUACGGAAGCCUCUGCAGGCUCCAUAUCUGACGCUUCAGCUCUGGACGGCUCGACUCCGGCGGGGGUGUCGUCCUCGGUCGAUUACCAACCGCCUCCCACGCCUGGUUUCAAGGAUGGCAAGGAUAACAAAAGCAUAAGUGCGAAGAAACGCAGGCGCCAGGCGAACCAUGUCAGAAGCAAACAACCGUUCUGGGCUGCGCUUGCUAGCACCAAAGUCCAUGUGCUCAGGGAGGUCGAGCACAACAAAGCACUACCAACCGUUGUAAAACAGGAAGGCAGCCCCUUCGAAGCAACCCACCACGACCUGGUGUCUAUCACUAACGUAGAACCCUCGUCCAUCAUGUUUGAAGCAACCUACACCUACGAAUCUGCGCAGCCACAAGACUCCUCACGGAAAGCAGAUUGCCGGCCAUUCUACGUUCGCAUCAACGGAGCGAAAUGGCACGCACUAUCUUUAGACCCGCCGGUAACGCGCUCCAAACCCGACGGAACCGCUCGUUGGACUGGAACAAUAUCAGGAUUAGCGCCCAACUGCACCUAUACCUGCACUUUCAUCGACUGCACGGGAGAUGAGGACUUUGCCUCUAUUAUGGUCAAGACCCCAAUGCUCUCGGACAAGGAUCUACCCCCUUCGAUGGCGCCCGUAUCUGCCCUUCAACCGACUGCGCCUGCCUCGCCCACGACCACCUUGAAAAACUCCAUUGCGACAGGCGAAGCUAAAUUAACUGAAGCCCGUAAUCGCCUCACCAAGGUUAAGCGCCAGCACAGAAGCACACAAGCCAAGGUUGAGAAGGAAGUGGAAAACUUCACGGCUCGUCUGAAAAUCGCCAGCGACGAUAGCAAGCAGAGGCAGAAGUUGUGGCAAGCUGAACGGACCCGGCAGCAGACUGAGGACGCCAACGUGGAGCUUGGCGCUGCCCUUGAAAAUCUGGUUUCCACGCCCGAGGAUGACCAUGACGACUACGCAACCGCCAAGGUUACACACGACGAGCAGCAGAACCUCCUCUCGGAAGCGAACGAAGCUCUGGCGAAAGCUCGUGCAGCUGCAAAUGACGAUACAACUUGUGUCAACCAGGAAUUGAGCACGAUCGUCGCGCGGAAAGAACGCCUGUCCGGCCGCAACUCGAAGCUGACCGAGCAGCACGACAGAAUCACCCAUGCCAAUGUCGAGGGUCUCAAUGAAAAGGAAAGGAAAGCUGCUGAAUCACUUGCUAGAAGCGCUGAGCAGCAGAAGCGCGAAUCCGAGUUGAACCAAGAGAUUCUCAACCUUGAGCGGGAGGUAAGAGGCGCAAAGAUGCGAUGGGAAAGCAACGCUCGCGAGCUUGAUAUCCUUGAAAGGCAGGAAAUGGCGCAUAGGCAGAUGAUGCUCAGUAACAGCGGUCCUCUGACGCCAGAAGGUGAACUGCCAGGCACCCGUAGCCUGCCGCAGCACGCACGUCCCUACGCAUUCGGCAGCUUUCAAGCAUUUCCCAACAGUCCAGUCAUCCCAGAAGUCCAAGGUUCUCCCUUUGCGGCAUACGCCAAGACUCUUCCCACCGUUGAUCAACGCCGACCAAGAUCCAACACCAACCACUCAGCCGGCGGAAUUAGUAACUUCUCUGCUGAUUUUGAGGAUGCGGACCCUAUACCUCCUAUGCCGACAACGACGGAGUACGAUACCGCUGGUCGAAAAGGCAGCGGCAGUAGCAGAGGCAAGAACAACGGCAGCCCAGCCGGGAUCAUUGGUGGUGCGUUGCGCAGUCCGCAGAGAGGCAGCUACAGCCCAGGGCACAUCCCGGGUUCGACUACGUGGUAG